Messenger RNA from Capronia coronata CBS 617.96, 852 nucleotides. RefSeq names its product gluconate 5-dehydrogenase. The record is from RefSeq and is a predicted model, not a curated record. NCBI's taxonomy places the organism in Eukaryota, Fungi, Ascomycota, Eurotiomycetes, Chaetothyriales, Herpotrichiellaceae. The transcript has 2 exons. Gene Ontology annotation, molecular function: oxidoreductase activity. Bases 1 to 852 code for a protein of 283 amino acids.
AUGGGCAGCGCUAAGCAGGAUGUUGAGCUGGAGGACUUUGGCAACAUCUUCAGCCUCGACGGGAAAGUUGCUGUUGUGACCGGCGGUAGUCGAGGUCUUGGACUCAACGCGGCAUCUGGUCUCCUUCAAGCUGGCUGUUCAAAAGUCUACAUUACCUCUCGAAAGGCCAAGGCUUGCGAAGAAGCGGUUGCUGCGUUGAAUGCCCUUCCCAACAAACGCCCUGGCGCAGUCGCCAUUUCCGUUCCCGCGGACGCCUCCAAAAUCUCCGAGAUCGAGCGUUUGGCUGCGGAAGUAGCAAAAACAACGGAUCAUGUUGAUAUCCUCUUCGCCAACGCUGGGGCCACAUGGGGAGCUCCCUUCGAGAAAUACCCUGAGGACGCUUUCAGCAAAGUCAUGGACCUCAACGUCAAGAGUGUCUUCUACACGGUCCAGAAAUUCGAGUCACUGCUGAGGAAAAAUGCCACCACCGCCAAUCCUAGCAGGGUCAUCGUGACCGGAAGCGUGGCCGGGCUGGGUGUGGGGUCGCUGGGCGAGCAUGGAACAUUUGCCUAUUCUGCAUCGAAGGCCGCAGUGAUUCACCUGGCGAAGAAUCUCGCCGUUGAGCUGGGUCCUCACGGAAUCAUCACCAAUGCCAUUGCACCGGGCUUCUAUCCGACCAAGAUGGCUUCCGGCUUGAUGGAACUACAGGGUGGACAGGCCGCUCUGGCAGCUGAGGUGCCGAACAGGAGACUCGGCCACCCCGAAGACAUGGCGGGCCUGGUUGUGUUCCUGUCUAGCAGAGCUGCUUCCCACAUCAACGGUGCUGUCAUCACGACGGAUGGAGGAUCUCUCCUUUCGAGAGGGAAAUUGUAA